Psilocybe cubensis is the source of this 513-nucleotide messenger RNA. Its product is annotated as Transcriptional corepressor-like protein. The transcript has 3 exons. Gene Ontology annotation, molecular function: protein binding. NCBI's taxonomy places the organism in Eukaryota, Fungi, Basidiomycota, Agaricomycetes, Agaricales, Agrocybaceae. The coding region runs from base 1 to 513 and encodes 170 amino acids. The record is from RefSeq and is a predicted model, not a curated record.
AUGGCGUCACAUCCACCACCACCGCUUGCGCAUCCUUCAUCAGGGCCUGGCGUCGGUUCAGGGCCGGGCGUUGGGUCGGGGCCUGGGAUGGGUAUGGGCGUUGGCGCGGGGCCGGGGUCGAGUAUGGGUAUGGGCGUUGGCUCAGGGCCGGGGUCGAGUAUGGGUAUGGGCGUAGGACAGGGUAUGGGUGUAGGCGCGCCGCAGCCUUCGCCGAUGCAGACGGAUUCACAAGCUGGGUCGGGGCCAGGGACAGGGAAUGGGAGUGGGACAGGUGCAGGGAAUGGGAGCGGGACGGGUGCGGGUGCGGGAAGUGGGAGUGGGAGUGGGACGGGGACGCAGCUUUCUUGGGAGGGGGAUAAGAUGUUCAACAUCUACAUCUGGGACUACUGCUACAAACGCGGGUUCCGCAACACCGCCAAAGAGCUCAUGGCUGAAGCGGAGAUUGUACCUGACCCGACACCGCCGAUUAAUGCGCGGCAGGGGUUGUUGUUUGACAACAACAAUACUGACUAG